Messenger RNA from Naegleria lovaniensis, 1098 nucleotides. RefSeq lists its product as uncharacterized. NCBI's taxonomy places the organism in Eukaryota, Heterolobosea, Eutetramitea, Acrasida, Naegleriidae. The transcript has a single exon. Bases 1 to 1098 code for a protein of 365 amino acids. The record is from RefSeq and is a predicted model, not a curated record.
AUGACAUGUUUCACCCAAGAACACAGCUUGACCUGUGGAUUGACCAAUCAAUUAUUCGAAUUAGCAACGUGUCUGGCAAUCAGUGCAAAAUUAGGAGCCAAACAAUUCAUAUUACCUAGCAUAUGUUCUGAUGGAAAUUGGGGCUUAUGUUACUGCUCUAAAUCUCAGCAAUAUUCCACGUUUUUUAAUUUACAACGUAUGAAAAGGUUAGCAAAAGAAAGAUUUGGAAUAACCAUUUAUGAAUACGAAGAGAGUCAAACUUAUUUACAAGAUGUUUCUGAAGAACUCUUUCGUCUACAAGACAAUACUCUCUAUUUGAAACCUCUUUCUGAAGCUGCUGAAAUUAUUUAUGACAUGUCGACUAAAAAGAAAAAUUAUUUGGAGCAUGGAGUGCUGAACAUUGGGUUUGCUUGGGGAAGAUGGAAGGGAGAUAAAUUCGAAGAAGAUAUGCUUUAUUUAACAUUCUUUGAUUUAUUCUAUCCUUCAAUGGCUGUGAAACGAGUAAUUGACGAUUGGGCUUGGAAAACAAAGCAUUUUGAUUCAAAUGGCCCACUUAUUGUGAUUCAUAACCAAAUUCCUACAAGCGAAGGAAUAUAUCCUGGAUGUCAACGAACUGAAAUCAAUGACUAUGUUUCUCUUAUCACACGAGAAAUGUCACUUGGUAAAAAAACAAGAGUGUUGUUAAUAGGUUCAGGAUUUGAAUUGAAAACAUCUGAAUCAUUAAGACUGUCAGAGUUUUCAUCUGCUCACUCGAUACACGUUUAUUCUCAAUCAGAUAUUAUGCGAAUAACAGCUGAUCAUCAGUUACAUAAUUCCUUGGCUGCUUUUUGGAUUGCCAUUGAAGCUGAUCACUUUAUUGCCACAACGUGUGAAAGCCAAUUCCUUUCUCAUAUUGUCACCAUUCGAAUGCUUCUUGGUAGACCUGUUUGCUCUUUGACAGACGUGACAAAAUCCAUACAUCCCAAUGCGUAUCCCUCAAAAUUUAAAAACAAUGGUGAAUACAACGGAAGAGUACCUUAUAGAUUCCCUCAUCCUUAUCAAGGAUCUCUGUAUACAUUGGAAAAAUGUAAAUUCCCACUUCAAAACAGAAUUUUGUGA